UUAAUUUAAUUUAAUUUAAUUUUUUCCAACAAUUGUUCCCUUAUAAAAAAUUUGUUAGAGAUAUAAUGCAGUUUGAAUUGAGUCACACAAUAAAACGUAUGAAAUAAUUUAUAUUUAUCCGUUUGACGCGUACUGCAAGGUAAUGUAAUUAACUAUAAUAAUGUCUCAUGAAGCUUCUCGCGUGCUUUUCAAAUAAAUUGAAAUUAUUCUAAAAAUGUCAGUAUAUUCUACGGAUUCACUAGAAAAUAUUAACGAAAUUUCACCAAGAAAUAAUAUUUUACACAAAAACAUUAUUGGAUCUAACCUGGUGCCAACCAAAACAUUGAUUUUUGAUUUAUUCCUUAAGUCGUCACUUUCACCAAAAUCUAUUGCUCCAUCAUUAUCUCAGAAACAAGGCAAGAGUAAUAAAAUAUAUAUCGGAUCUAAUGAAACCACGCCGAGUACCGACAAAGACACGAGGACAGUCGGCAGCAAGAAUGCGAUAAUUGUGAACAGAAGACCCGUCGACGCGUCCAAGCGACGACAUCCGACGUCUUUGGAGAACGGAAAACGAGACGUCGUGGAUCGUCUUAAGAGAAACAAUAAAAAUGGUUCAAAUCGAGAGAAGAAUGACAUCGAUAAGAAACUCGAUACAAAAUGUUCAAAACGGUUUUCGAAGGUCUCCCAAAUGAAACAAAACUAUAAUUCUAAAGAUAGUUCAAUAUCUAUGAAACCGAAUAAAAAGCUUGGAAAUGUGCUCGCUCCGGUGGUUCAGCAGGCGAGGAAAUCAUGCUCCUAUUUGGAGCUCUAUCGUCGGAAAUUCAGUGGACCACAAUACAACGUUCGAUCCCCGGAGGGUUCCACCUUGUCGGUUUGCGGGGACAGCGAACGAGAGGAGCUCAGUGACAACGAUAUACGUACGUUGUCUACCCCUAGGGACGAUCAAAGCGAGUUGAGUUUUUAUAGGCGUAUAAUCGAGGGAUCUAUCAAUCCUCUGGCCUCUGAAAACCGAUCCUCUAAAAUUGUGGAUCAAUCAACGUUUCAAGAUAUCUUCCCCGAUUCGAACACAGUUAAGCAGAACACGUCUGACGAUAAAUCGAGGAAGAAUCUUGGUUACAAGCCAUAUACCAUAGAAGAAUACAGGGCUUUGUCGAUACCGAAACUCGAUCGAUCUCUUGGGCCCGAUAAAGUUGAGAUGCAAGCCAAGAGAGAGUGGCUGAUGCGGCGAAGGUCAUAUGGGAACUCAGUUAGCGCGCGUAAUCGCCAACGGAUAUUGCUGCAAACGCACAGGCUUAAGUUGAAGGAUACUGUCGCUGAAAAAUGCUUUCUGCCUCCUUUGAAGAAUCGGGAGAUCGAUACAAAGAUUCAAGAUUAUUCGAUACCUUUAACGAUAUUUGAGGACGAGGAAAUUAAUCUGAAGGAAAUUAAUAGCGAUAUGAACAGCGAUAGAUAUUCAAAGAAAAGUCGCGAUGCUUGCAAAAUAUCAUUGUCAAGAAAAUCUAAGAAAUUCGAACGAAUGCCAAGUUUCUGUUCAUCGUUAAAUUCUCACGACAUCAUUGAAGAUUCAUAUUUGGAAUCUUUGAGGCAAUGCCAUUUUUAGGAAGGAAGAUAGAGGCACAAGGGUCAUAGUGGAUUCCAGCCACUAAGGCGACACUUAUACAUUCAGUCACGCAUAACUAUGUAUACUUUUCCAUUCAUACCAGCAACUAGACCAUAUGAUACACCAGGGAAUGCACGAACCGGUAGGCGAAUUCAGAAAUUAUUCAACGGUUUUUGACGUCUCGAGUACAUGGCAGUGCCAGAAAUUCUAAGCCAUAUUAAGACUUCACUGGGCAAACCAAGCAGACCAUUUUUAUCCGCAAUCAUCCACUGAAUUAUCCGGAUGAAAAGAAUUUAGCGAUUAUAGAGAUCAAAGAACUACCACUCUUGUUUAAUACAUUUAUUUAUUGGGACGGUCUCAUGAAUAUAUAAUCUCGGAUUUGUAUGAAGUUAACUUUGUGAAAAGUUAAAAAAAAGAAAAAACUUACGAAAA
Messenger RNA from Apis cerana (Asiatic honeybee), 2011 nucleotides. RefSeq lists its product as uncharacterized. The record is from RefSeq and is a predicted model, not a curated record. Lineage: Eukaryota; Metazoa; Arthropoda; Insecta; Hymenoptera; Apidae.